AUGGGUGAAUUCCCCCGGCACGGCGCAAGCCACAGCAGCGCCUUGCAGAAGGCCGACUUGAACAGCAGCGACGACCACGAAACCGAUGCUGACCAUGAACCUGCACCACCUCUGCAGCAGCCCGUAACCCCCCAGCUGCAGUCUCCGCUGGCCUGUCAGCCUGUUCCUAGCAGGCACAUGGACAUCUUCAGAAGUGAAGAUGUCACCUACUGCCACCUCCUUCCACCAAGCACGUCGCUGGGCUGCAUCUGCCGUGAAGGCACCGCAGCGCACAGGCCAGGCUGCGGCCGCAGCUCCAGGUUGCCGAACACCCCGGCGCUGCCCCGCUGCCCCCGCGAGCGCGUCCUGGCCCAGCGAAGGUACACGGCGGGUGCUCGGCGUCUGAGACGACACUGCUUCCCCUUCCUCUUUUCCUUUCAGAGACGUGACAUCGCUGCACCGCUCCAGCGCCAUCACUGCUCCCGCUUCGGAGGUUCGCUCCGUGUCGCCGGCACGCUCGGUGGUCCCCGUGCCCGCUCAGCCCGAGCCCGGGGCCAGGCCGCGGGGCAGCACGGGGACAGCCGGGCCGCGGGGAAGCAGCUUCUGCCGUCACCUGCCCGGCGCUUUGCUCAGCUCCCGCAGGCCAACAGCUCACAGAAGUCCAGGUCGCGCGUGCGCCUCGGUGUCUCCUCCUUACGUCUCCCUGAACCAGAGCUGACCAAGGAGAGCCUUUGCCGUCAAGCAGAGGAAAUUCCCACACGUCUCCUCCUUCGGCAGCUCCCCGCUGUCGGCAACGUUUCGGCCACCCGCUCGCUGGUCGGAGCCCUGCCAGUGCGGGGGCGCCGCCCCCGGCGGGGAACACCUCCCGCUGCACCCCAAAUGCACCCAAAACGCACCCCAAAUGAGAGAGCUUUCCAGAAACGUUCUUCAAUGCUGGAACCGGAUCAGCCACAGCUUUCCAAAGCUCCUGCAUCACAGGCGGAGGAAGAAAUGCUGCCAGCCAACCACCAAGCCUUAAAAAGCUGCUUCAUAAAUAAAACCCAGAAAGCUCUUCAUGCACAAGACCAAAAAUGGAAGGUUUCUGGCAAAACAUCCAAGUUCAACACACAGAAAGAAAAAACAAAUGUUAAAAAACCUAACCAAUCUGUAAAUAAGGAAAGCAACAUGUAAUUAUAUGGAAAACGGCCGAUUACAACAUGGAGAAGAGCAGUCUGCCUGGUGUGUCUCCCUUGGUAAAUUAACCUCAGCAAGUGCAAGGUAUCGAGUGUCGAUACGCACGUCAACCAAAAACAUAAACACGGUGUCUCGUUCUCUUAGACCUGACGCAUGGGAAGAAAUAUCAGAGCACUGGAAUGGAAAAUACUCAUCAAGUGUAAGUUUUUGUGACUUCAUGAAAAUGUAUGCAAAACACAUCAAAAUGGACGAGCUGGCGAUACGUUUCUCUUCAGAACUCUGAAGAGGUCUUAGGAAAUACCCGGCUUCGGGGAGAAUUGGGGGUUGUUACCUUCUCUGUGGGUUUUGGUGUUGUUUUUAUAAAGUGAACAAAAAUCUUAGACUGAAAGAGAAAAGAAAAAUGUUUCUUUAGUACACGACACUUGUUCUGAAAUAUCGAUGUAUUAGUUAACCAGUAGUUGAUUAGUAAUUAGUAAAUUUAUCCAAAUUCCCUAGCAAUCAGCACCGUCGCUGCAGAGCGCUGAUGGCAAACGCUAUGGGAAAGAGGCCCUCCCCGCUGUACCGGUCCUGCCAGCGCCGCCUGUACCCAGGGACGAAAACGUACGCACAGGCAGAAAGCGGAGAGGAGGCGGCUGUUAACAGCAGGCACCGGCACAGCGGGGCUGGCACAUUCCCCUUUCAGAAAGAAAACCGAUUUCCAAUCACAGUUGCACGAGACCCCUUCUUUAGGAGCGCGGUGCUGAAA
Molecule: messenger RNA, 1897 nt
Organism: Grus americana (Whooping crane)
Lineage: Eukaryota; Metazoa; Chordata; Aves; Gruiformes; Gruidae
Exons: 4
Coding region: 1-1149 (382 amino acids)
Source: RefSeq, a predicted model, not a curated record